UACUAAGGUACAUCCCAUUUUUUAUUUUACAUUCAACAUUUUCAGUGGUAUGUUAUUAGAACCUUCCACUCCUCAAGAACCGAAAUAGUCGGACGAGGGAUCCAUGGUUCGAAUUAUCUCAAGCUAUUUGCAGAGGACUACCCUAAGAUGCAUUCAGAGCAUGAAAGGGCAGUCCCUGCCACGUCGAUUCCAACCCAUUUUCCGACUGGAGCACACAAGAACCCUUCACGAUGAGAUAUCUAAACCCACCGGUUCUGAAUCCACAGCUACCGAGUCUAUAGAUUCUGAGCCUGCGGAAUCUGCGCCUCCGGAAUCUGAAAGCAGCGAAAGUGUACCGGUUGAUCCUAGUGCACAAUGGGAAACUUAUAAUGCAAAUUUUAUCGAUCUUAGACAACACCAAGCUACGCCCUUGCUAGGUUACCAGGCUGGGCAGGAAGUGACCGUUCACGGAUUUAUUAGUAAACGAAGGGAUGUGAGCUCAAACUUGAGCUUCUGUGAAUUAAGUAAUGCAUUCGAUUACAGUUCUCAGAAAAAUAUUCAGAUUGUUUCCACCUGGAACGAGGACGGCUCGCGGCAGUUCCUGGCUCACCAAGACCUUAAGACCAUACCAGCCUACAGUCCAGUUAUUGUGACCGGAACCCUCCAAGAGCCCCCCAAUACCACGAACAAACCCGGGUCGCCCCGGAGGUGGGAUCUUAAACUACGGUCCAUACAUUGUCUAAAUCCAUUUCCAAAGGAUAUCAUCGUCUCCAAGGAUGCCGUGUGGCCACCUCACCAACGUCAUCUACAGUUGCGUUUCGAUCCUCUCCUCCGUGACAGAUUAAAACUACGGAGCAUUCUACAGACAACCAUCUCAAAAUUUCUUCAAUCCAAAAGCUUUAUCCAGGUAGAGACGCCUCUUCUCUUCAAGUCUACUCCAGAAGGCGCCCGGGAAUUCCUAGUCCCAACGAGGCGGGAAGGUUAUGCGUACGCACUACCGCAAAGUCCACAGCAGUACAAGCAGAUACUCAUGGCCAGUGGCAUUACGAGAUAUUACCAAUUCGCCAAAUGCUUCCGUGACGAGGACCAUCGCGCCGACAGGCAACCCGAAUUCACUCAACUCGAUAUAGAGAUGGCCUUUGCCAGCGGCUCUGAUGUGAUGAAGCUCGUUUCAGGUCUCUUAGAUAAAAUAUUUUUCCUUCUCAGUGGAAAAUGGUCGCCAACUGAGAUCAAUGGCAUCCAACAUCCGGUUUACGUCGGUUUCGACGAAACUGUGUCGAAAGGGCCAGAAAAAAAGAAAAAAAAGAGUAAAGGGGAAGACCAAAAGCCACCAGAAGCCGGAGAUGGGAUAACUCGCUAUCCUAGAGUUCAAUAUCGCGACAUCCAGUUUAUGACAUACUCUCAGGUAAUGAAGCAUUUUGGUACCGACAAGCCCGAUAUGCGCAUUAGACCGCCGCAUAUAACAAGUAUUCGCGGUACGACACAUCUCAACCUGCCUCAAGAAUUUAUCCAAAAGAUUACAAGCUUGGAAGAUUCAUACGUCGAAAUGAUCAAGAUUCGUCUGGAUCUGCCGCCCCACGCCGCUGGGGAAUUCAUCCGGAAAUUCAUGGACUCUCUACCCAACAAUACUACAGUCAAGCCAAGUCCUGAAAGUACACCAGCUGUAUUGGUCUAUGACUCUAGCAAGCCACUCAACGGCCUGUCGGCUCUUGGACACGAAUCUGCUCGUAAACUUGAGGAAUUUACGGGAUUGAAAGAGAGCCAUUACCACGGAUGCAAAGACGGAGACAUCAUCAUCUUCCACGCACGAAAACGAGAGACGUUUCAUGGAAGUUCUACUGACCUAGGCAGGCUUCGAAAAGCGCUAUACGAUACUGCCGUUCAGCAGGGUUUCAUACCCAAAGACAAUUCGUUUAAAGUAAUCUGGGUGACCGAAUUCCCCCUUUUCACACCGAACGGGGACAAUGCGGAUCCGGGCCAAGGCGGCACCGCGGGAUUCUCUUCAACCCACCACCCGUUCACGGCUCCGCUUACCCCUAAAGACUUCUUCUCCGCCAAGUACUCGCCUCUCCAAGCGAGAGCCGACCACUACGACCUUGUUAUCAACGGUGUCGAGGUCGGCGGCGGAAGCCGCCGUAUCCACGCCGCCAAGCACCAGGAGUUCAUCUUGCGCGACGUCCUGAAGAUGACGGACGAGGGCAUAGCCGAGUUCUCUCACCUCCUCGAGGCACUAAGGGCGGGGUGUCCGCCCCACGCCGGGUUCGCUUUCGGAUUCGACCGUUUCCUGUCUGUGCUGUGCGAUGUCCCGUCCAUCAAGGAUGUCAUCGCGUUCCCUAAGACGAACAAGGGCGAGGACUUGAUGGUUGGUAGCCCGGCUAAGAUCACACCGGAGCAGCGGAAGACGUAUCAUAUGUUCCAAGAGUCAGAGCCGGAGCCGGAGCCAGAGCCAAAGUUAGAACCGGAGCCGGAGCCAGAGCCAAAGUCAGAACCGGAGCAAGAUCAGGGGUUCAAUGCAUAGGGGCGUCAACUUCUUUUGUAAUACCAAGUAUACCUACAUAUACUUCACGAGACUAGGUCUCUCAACUGUAUAAAUCUGAUCCCACUUCAUCUUCUCGAGGCUCCUUCAUACCAUGACUAUUAAGCUCUAAUACUUGACAUCUGCUUGAUUGCUAGCUGCUGUAUUCGCUAAUAUUCCUAUCUAUCCACCUAUACUUGCGCGAUGAAAAGAGCGGUAUGAUAUCAGUACUCGAUCCUCCCUUUCGUAGAAAAAUCUUUCGGACCUAGACCAAGAUUCCUUCCACAUCUAACUCUCAACUCCUAACUAUACUAACUCUUGUUGUCAAAUCACCCCAUACUGCCAUGUCAAUAAUAACUCAACUCAAAUCAAAUCAAAUCUAUCUAGCCAACAGUCUCCUCAUCCGCAUCCGCAUCCGCAGACACAAUAGUCCCGUCCUCACGUAACAGCACAUCCUCGCCCUCCUCCUCUUCCUCAUCUGACAGGAUAUAACUCCCAUUGAUAGGCUUGGCAUGACGAGUGCGCUCGCUGAUGAUGUUGGAAGUGUCGAUGGCUUCCUGUUCGUCUUUGCCUUUUUAGUUGUUAGUUAUCAUAGGUAGGUACCUAUAGUAGAGCUACACGUACGUGUAUAGAAGCGCUGGGACUAGACGAGUUAGGUUGGA
Molecule: messenger RNA, 3156 nt
Organism: Daldinia loculata
Lineage: Eukaryota; Fungi; Ascomycota; Sordariomycetes; Xylariales; Hypoxylaceae
Product: tRNA synthetases class II-domain-containing protein
Exons: 4
Coding region: 104-2497 (797 amino acids)
Biological process (GO): aspartyl-tRNA aminoacylation
Cellular component (GO): mitochondrion
Molecular function (GO): ATP binding; aspartate-tRNA ligase activity
Source: RefSeq, a predicted model, not a curated record